AUGAUGCUGUCGAGAGUUCAAGGGGCUUCAAAUGUGUGUUUCACAAAAAGGCAUUUAACAAUAGUGACUUCUACUAAGAAUGUUUUGGGAGGGUGUUUUAAAACUUUGGGAAAAGAAAUAGAUUUUAUUAGAAUACAUGGCCCUACGGCUGAUGAGGUGACAAGAGACGUGGAUCUGACGGAUAAGACUUGUUUGCUAACGGGCGCCAGUGGUGGCAUUGGGCUGGAGAUGACGCGCUGCUUGUUGGCUCGCAACUGCACGACACUGGCGGUGUGCCGCAACCUCUACGAGGCCGGGGGCGCCCUCAGGAGCACCUGCGAUAAUCAACAUCUCCUCCGCUUGUAUAAAACAAACCUUGCAUCCCUGAAAUCUGUCAAAAACACCUCGGACGAAUUAGUGAAAUUAGACAGGAAAAUCGAUAUAGUUAUUUUAAAUGCUGGAGUGUUUGGUUUGCCGUGGACUAUUACAGAAGAUGGUUUGGAGACUACUUUCGAGGUCAACUAUUUGAGCCAGUAUUAUCUAUUGACGAAUAUUGAAAAUAUGCUGGCACCCGACGCGCGUGUAGUGUUCGUGUCGUCGGAAUCGCACAGAAACAUAAAGUGGUCUUUGAACAAUAUACUGGCGCCGACUAUAGAUUCGCUCUCCCUGCCGAAAGACGAGUACACUUCAAUCAGGGCUUACAAUGUUUCAAAGCUGUGCGGCAUUUUAGCGAUGCAUUAUUUGGGCUACCGUUGGUUGAACACAAGCAAACAAGUUUUCUGUGCACACCCUGGGUCUUUUGUGAAAACAAAGCUAUGUCGCAACUGGUGGGUGUAUGAAGCCCUCUAUACUACAAUGAAGCCUUUCUCAAAGACGAUCGCUCAAGCCGCCAGCACUCCAUUGUAUUGUGCAACUUCGCCGGAAUUAAAAGGGCUUUCAGCUUUGUACUUCAAGGACUGCAAAAGGUGCGAGGAAAGCGAACUCGCGAAGGAUUUCCAAUUGGCGUUCCGGGUGCAAGAUCUCACGUUUGAGCUACUGCGCAAUAGGACCGCUCCAGUCAUGGAGACAUUGUCCCAAUACCGGGAACAAAGCAAAGAUACAGAAAACGAGACGCUCGUUUCGAAUUACUCGGGUUAG
Molecule: messenger RNA, 1116 nt
Organism: Chilo suppressalis (striped riceborer)
Lineage: Eukaryota; Metazoa; Arthropoda; Insecta; Lepidoptera; Crambidae
Source: the annotation of a GenBank genome assembly